Molecule: messenger RNA, 1203 nt
Organism: Lemur catta (Ring-tailed lemur)
Lineage: Eukaryota; Metazoa; Chordata; Mammalia; Primates; Lemuridae
Gene: RAB32
Product: RAB32, member RAS oncogene family
Exons: 3
Coding region: 165-842 (225 amino acids)
Biological process (GO): vesicle-mediated transport
Cellular component (GO): vesicle; trans-Golgi network; Golgi apparatus
Molecular function (GO): GTP binding; GTPase activity
Source: RefSeq, a predicted model, not a curated record
GGGUGCCCGCGGGUUCCGGGUCCUGUGACCAGUCAGGCGGCGGCGGCGGCGGCGGCGCGGAGGAAGCCGGGCGGCCUCGGGGGAGUGUCUGCGGCCUCCGGCGGGGAGCGCGGGCGGCUUGGGGGCGGCGCGUAGCCCGAGCUCGUCGCAGAGCCGCGGCGCCCAUGGCCGGCGGGGGAGCCGGGGACCCGGGCCGGGGGGCGGCCGCCGUCGCCGCCCCCGAGACCCGCGAGCACCUCUUCAAGGUGCUGGUCAUUGGCGAGCUCGGCGUGGGCAAGACCAGCAUCAUCAAGCGCUAUGUCCACCAGCUCUUCUCGCAGCACUACCGGGCCACCAUCGGGGUGGACUUCGCCCUCAAGGUCCUCAACUGGGACAGCAGGACGCUGGUGCGCCUGCAGCUGUGGGACAUCGCGGGGCAGGAGCGGUUUGGCAACAUGACCCGAGUAUACUACAAGGAAGCUGUUGGUGCUUUUGUAGUCUUUGAUAUAUCAAGAGGUUCCACGUUUGAGGCAGUCUUAAAAUGGAAAAAUGAUCUGGAUAGUAAAGUUCAUCUUCCAAAUGGAAGACCUAUUCCUGCUGUCCUCUUAGCUAACAAAUGUGACCAGAAUAGGGAUGGUGGCCAGACUCCUGCCCAGAUGGACCAAUUCUGCAAAGAACAUGGCUUCACUGGAUGGUUUGAAACCUCUGCAAAGGAUAACAUAAACAUAGAUGAAGCCACCCGAUUCCUAGUGGAGAAUAUUCUUGAGAACCACCAAAGCUUUCCUAAUGAAGACAAUGAUGUGGAUAAAAUUAAACUAGAUCAAGAGACCUUGAGAGCAGAGAGCAAAUCCCAGUGUUGCUGACAUGGCUUCUGCUUCUCUCGUGCCUGCCUCCGUUCUGAGCGAGUUCCUGAGAAUGAGUUGCGGAUGAUGUGCUGGCUGUGACCCUUCCCACAGUGGUGCUUCAAAAUGCAGCAUCCUGUGCACCUACACUUAUUUGAAAAUGGAACGUUUGAAGAAGUGUCCCUGCCAGUGGCUCUGCAACGUAACAGAUGACAAUUAGGCUAUUGUUGUUGUUGCCAUCAUAUUGGGGAUAAUGUUUACAUCCUUUUAAACAUCUUUUUGAAUGACAGUUCCUGAGGAUUUGGUAAGACUUCCUCCCAAGUUGUAGCUUUUAGUGUAAGGGCGAGGCGGUAAUAAAACCUUACCUCCAGUCUUAUGGUCA